GAUCCAUGAACACCACCUCAUCUCUUCUUACCCCAGAAAGGCUUCAGUUUCUAUACGCAUAGUAUAUAUUUUAGUUUAUCACCAACCAUUUCUCUCUAUAAAUCAGAGCCUUUUAAGUAAAAACAAUAGCUUUUCUCACAAUUCAGUGCUUUCUUUCGUUCUCUCUUUCUUCUUAAUUCAAUGGCUUCUUCUCUGCAGUCAUUGAAGUUCUUUCUAAAGUUUCUUGCAUUUUGCAUCAUAGCCUUCAGCAGUAUUAUUUCUCCAAUUUCAAUUCACGCCCUUAACAUUGGCAUUCAAACUAAUGCUGACAUCUCCUUGGAAAAAGAAUGCAGUAGAACAUGUGAAUCAAAGUUCUGUGCAGUUCCUCCAUUCUUAAGAUAUGGGAAAUACUGUGGAAUUCUGUACAGUGGAUGCCCAGGGGAACAACCAUGUGAUGGACUUGAUGCUUGCUGUAUGAAGCAUGAUCAUUGUAUACAACGUAAAAACAAUAAUUAUCUAAAUCUAAAAUGCAACGAGAACUUCCUGGACUGUGUGGCAAAGUUCACAAAAUCAGGAGCUCCAUCAUUCAAAGGCAAUACAUGUUCAGUUAAUGCUGUUGUUAGGGUUAUCACUGAUGUUAUUGAUGCUGCUGUUGCCGCUGGAAAAAUUUUCAAGAAGCCCUAGCUAGUAUUUUUAAAAGCAUUUUUCCUAUAUAUUCGUAAGAAAAAUGGGAAAAAGAGAGAAACAAAAAAGAAAAGUUAGUAAUAUCUUGUUUGUUCUUUUCUGAGUCA
Messenger RNA from Lycium barbarum (goji berry), 770 nucleotides. Its product is annotated as phospholipase A2-alpha. Gene Ontology annotation, molecular function: calcium ion binding; A2-type glycerophospholipase activity. The coding region runs from base 181 to 663 and encodes 160 amino acids. NCBI's taxonomy places the organism in Eukaryota, Viridiplantae, Streptophyta, Magnoliopsida, Solanales, Solanaceae. The transcript is spliced from 4 exons. The record is from RefSeq and is a predicted model, not a curated record. Gene Ontology annotation, biological process: arachidonate secretion; phospholipid metabolic process; lipid catabolic process.